GGUCACAGGCGAUGGAGGGGAGGUUGUCAAACAGACUAUGACCCAUUUAACUGUCGGUGUGACAGGUUUUGUUAUUUAACGUGUUUUGUUUUAAUGGAACUGGCCAAGUUCCGGUUUAGCCUUCCUCAAAUGAAACUUUCCCAGCUCAAGCACCAUUCUCCGCGCUGCAUGGCCUUGGAGACAGAAGCCGAGGUGUCAGUCAAGAGGUCCUGCCAUAUGCAGACUUACGAUGACUUGUGAUUGAUGUGUUAAAACUGCAGCAAUGGCCGACUGCACCAGUGAUAAUGGGCUACACAAGUUGUGCGUGUCAAUCAAGAACUGUGACACUGACACUGUCAGAGGCUUGCUGGACACCAAGCCCGAUGUCAACAAGGUGUGGGAGAAGGAGCAGAUAACUCCACUCAGCCUUGCAAGCUCUCUCGGCUACAUGGAACUUGUCCGACUGCUGAUCUGUGCUGGAGCAGACGUGAACCUGGCAGGCCCCGAUGGCAAGACAGCGUUGCAUCACACUUGCAGUGUGGAGGAGAGGAAGCCAGAACUGUUUGAUAUUCUGGAGAUGCUGUUACAGUCUGCACAGAACAUCAACACUGACAAGAAGGAUAACAUGGAAUGUACUCCCUUGUUCUAUGCAUGUCAGUCGGAUGAUGUGAAGAUUGUUCAAAGGUUGAUAGGCGAAGGAUGUGAUGUGAACGUUUCCACAAUGGAGGGAGACACACCACUGAAAGUGUCUUGCCGAAACGCAGAGUUCCGCUUCUUCUGGAAAGGCAGAUGUGAAUUAGGAGGAAAAGAAGACUUUCGACCAAGCUCCUUCCCACCAGUUGAGAUAACCAAACUGCUUUUACAAGCUGGAGCCAAUCCUUGUGAAGCUACCUUCUUGCCCACAGCUGUACAGUUCUCUGCCGUUGACUUAGUGAUUGAGUUGCUUGACUUGGGAAUGAAUGUCAAUAUGCAGGACGACAAUCAAAGAUCCCCUCUUGGUUGUGCCUGUUCUUCCUCCAAUGUGGACCCCAAAGUUGUGAAACUUCUGCUUGAUCGGGGAGCAGACGUCAAUAAAGGAGGUGGAUGGAAAAAGCAAAAGCCUUUAAUUUUUGCUUACGUGCACAAUUCUGUUGAGAAAAUCCAGCUCCUGCUUUCUUAUGGAGCAAAGGUCACAGAUGAGGAAAUGACAGAACUUGUUUCAAUGACCUUGUCAAAAUCUUUCCUUGAAAAUCCAGAUAUUGUGGGUCCUAAAAGUAAAGAGCUGGUAGCUUGGCGUCUGCUGUUUGCAGCUGGUUUCCGACCACAGGUUGAUGCUCUGCAGGUUAAGAGGCACAACUUGCGUGUCAUGAGCAGCUAUGACAGUAUAUCAGAAUGGAUCGAUGACUGUUUCUUCUACCCAGUGAGAUCCCUGAAGGAGUGUUGUCGAGUGACCAUUCGACAAAAUGUGCAUCCGAUGAUCGAUAAAAAAAUUGAACUCCUACCUCUUCCACCUCAGUUAAAAUUGUUUUUGCAAUUUUCUGAGUUCAAUAAUUAAGGUGAAUAUGUGUAAGCAACUGUUAAGUAGUUCAUGAACUUAUAUUUGUGUUUGAUGUGUUUGACCACACUUAUUCAGAAAAAUUACACUUUGAAUUGUCAUUGUGGGGAAAAUCAAACCAACUGCUACUCUAAACUGGUGUAUCUUGUUUCAUCUGUCCUUGUUUAUAAUGUCAGUAAAUUUGAGUUGGA
This is a messenger RNA of Haliotis rubra (blacklip abalone), 1704 nucleotides long. RefSeq names its product putative ankyrin repeat protein RF_0381. The coding region runs from base 263 to 1513 and encodes 416 amino acids. The transcript has 2 exons. The record is from RefSeq and is a predicted model, not a curated record. Gene Ontology annotation, biological process: intracellular signal transduction. NCBI's taxonomy places the organism in Eukaryota, Metazoa, Mollusca, Gastropoda, Lepetellida, Haliotidae. Gene Ontology annotation, molecular function: protein binding.